Anguilla anguilla (European eel) is the source of this 1610-nucleotide messenger RNA. RefSeq names its product claudin-4-like. The record is from RefSeq and is a predicted model, not a curated record. Lineage: Eukaryota; Metazoa; Chordata; Actinopteri; Anguilliformes; Anguillidae. The transcript has a single exon. The coding region runs from base 181 to 813 and encodes 210 amino acids. Gene Ontology annotation, molecular function: structural molecule activity. Gene Ontology annotation, biological process: bicellular tight junction assembly; cell adhesion. Gene Ontology annotation, cellular component: bicellular tight junction; plasma membrane.
AGUCUGACUACAAUCUUUCAGUAGAACAAGUUUCACCUUAAACCCCUCCCUUGGACAGAGCAUAUAAUUGAGACAGACAGAGCAGGUCAGAUCAUCAUUGCCACCAACUGCCUCUCUCUGCUGCUUGAGACUAGGUAACUGCCUGCUUCCUUCUGACUACAGCAAAACAAAAAAUCAGAAAUGGUGUCAAUGGGUAGACAGAUGCUGGGCUUGGCCCUGGCUAUCGUUGGAUUUCUGGGGACCAUCAUCGUCUGUGCUCUUCCCAUGUGGAAGGUGACGGCUUUCAUUGGCGCCAACAUUGUGACUGCGCAGGUCAUUUGGGAAGGCUUGUGGAUGAACUGUGUGACGCAGAGCACGGGGCAGAUGCAGUGCAAGAUCUACGAUUCUCUCCUUGCCCUGCCCCAGGACCUUCAGGCAGCCCGUGCCCUGGUGGUGAUUGCCAUCAUCGUGGCCCUCUUCGGCGUGCUCCUGGCCAUCGUUGGAGGGAAAUGCACCAACUUUGUGGACAACGAGGCCUCAAAAGCCAAGAUUUCCAUCGCUGCCGGGAUCAUCUUCAUUGUGGCUGGAGUUCUUGUCCUGGUCCCCGUCUGCUGGUCGGCCAACACCAUCAUCAGGGACUUCUACAACCCUCUACUGACCGAAGCUCAGCGCAGGGAGCUGGGAGCCUCCCUGUACAUUGGCUGGGGCACUGCUGGUCUGCUGAUCCUUGGCGGGGGACUCCUCUGCAGUUCCUGCCCUCCGAAGGAAGACGAGCCUUAUAAUGUCAAGUAUUCUCAGGCAAGGUCCGUGGCGACCAGCAAGGCUUACGUAUGAGACUGCUUACGAAAGGUGAAGGAAAUGUUUUUUUAAAAACAAAGGCCUUCUGAUUUAAAUAACCGUUGUGUACUCCACCAACUUUUUCGUCUUGAUAUGGCUCUCUCUUUGUAAGUGACAGUGAGGGAUCUCACUCACAUCCUGCUAUAAAAAUGAAAACAAGUUGAUGUGGAUUCACUAGAGAUCAGUCCCAAAAUUUUUGAAAUCACAAUGCAUUCUGAAUUUUUCAUUCGAAAUGGACAAUGAGAACUGUAAAUGUUGUUUUUCUACGUUUUUCACAGUGCAUAAGAAAAGUCUGAGGAAAAGUAGAAUGUAUGAACACCAAUUAAUACAAUCUGUGAUUAUACUUCAUUUAAUCUAAUCAGACCAGUAGAAUCAUAAAAGUCUUUGUGUUGAGAAGUCAAUGGUUUUACAAGCAGUCCUGUAGCUGAUGUUAAUGUCUACUGGAAAUAGCACAGAAAAUGUCAAAUAUGUCUAAUGUUCCUCUUUGCUGUUCUUAAUGGAAUAUGAGCUAUCAUUUAGUAAAUGUUAGUGUUGUAAUGCCAGUUUCAUUUUCUGUGUAAACACAACAAACUAUAACAAAAAAGAAGCAAACAAAUCUGUAAGUUGUAAGAUUAUUAUUUUUACAUUUUUAUUUAGUGAGCUUUUUUAAUAUUUUCAUGAUUGUAAUAAAGUUUAAUGAUUUCACCAUAUUUUUGUUUAAUGUGUGUUUUUAACUCAUAUGUUGAUGCUCCAGCUCAUACAAUUAUGCUUAUAAUGUAAUAUAAUUUUGAACCUCUGGAUAAAAAAAGUAAUAU